Molecule: messenger RNA, 915 nt
Organism: Cutaneotrichosporon oleaginosum
Lineage: Eukaryota; Fungi; Basidiomycota; Tremellomycetes; Trichosporonales; Trichosporonaceae
Source: RefSeq, a predicted model, not a curated record
AUGCACAAUCCCCACAUAUAUCUCGGCAGCCCCCUCAUGGACCAUCGCCGCGUCCCCAACUCCUCCUCCGCCUCCAGACCAACAUCCCGCCCCGCCUCCCCCCCAUCUGCUCCCAGAAAGAAUCUGACCGUGCCGACUCCAAUACGUCCCUCGCGCCUCAACCCCUCCCCUCCGCCACUCAGCCCCUCCCCUCUUCCCCCACUCCCCAAUACCGCCCCAGCACCCGAAUUCCCACUCAGCCGGGAGAGCUCGGAGGUUGGUGGCGCGUGUGCGCCUCUCCAAACUCCACUCCAACGCGGCGAGAUCAGGCAUCCGCUGCAAGAUCAGAUAGACCGAUUGGCCGCGCUAUGUAAGGCGCACGAGCAGCGAUUUCGGUCAUCGAGGUCAUCCUUUGAGCACCGUGUGUUCUCAGAGUUUCCCUCUGUUCUCGGUCGUCUAGGCGAACUCGAUGCGCGGGCAGAGAAAGCGACAGCCGACCUGUACAGUACGAUGAAUACAGCCAUUCCCACGCAUCAGAAGCGACUGAAAGACCUGGUCGACGAGCACACACGGAAUGUGGAUGAGAUGCACGAGCGCACGACGCCAUGGGUAGGCUUUGACGACGUCAGUCUGCAGAAACGCACCCCGGCGCGAGUGCGGAACAGGGGAAUCGGUAAAAUCGAACGGAUACGAAACUCUGUGGGCGAGGCGGAUGACCUUGCUGCUCUGGCCAAGUUUGAGCAGAUGGCAGACGAGGUCGAGGAGUAUCUCCAGGACGAGCUGGCACGACUGGAGCGCAAAAUAGAUUCGGACAACUUUAAACGGGCAGUUGGGUUCUGGACGAUCAUCAGUCUCCUCGCCCUCCUCCUCGUCUAUCACGUAGGCCACACGCUGUGGCGCACCGCGUGCCGCAUCACUGGCUGGUGCACAGUGUAA